UCCGCCACCAGCACCCGGCGAAUGGGGGAUUUGGGGCUCCGUGUCUUUCGCGAAUUCGACCAACCGACCGCUGGCCAUUUAGAGACGUUGUUCCGGCGUUAUAUCGAGAGUAAUCGCCCAAGAUGCCCGGCAUUCUUCCCAUGAAGGUGAUCAAGGUGGGCACCAGCUCGCAGAGCCGCAUCGCCCAGGCCUGUGACAGAUGUCGAAGCAAGAAGAUCCGCUGCGACGGCAUCCGCCCGUGUUGCUCCCAGUGCGCCAAUGUCGGGUUCGAGUGCCGCACCAGCGAUAAGCUGAGCCGGCGAGCCUUCCCUCGAGGCUACACCGAGUCGCUCGAGGAGAGGGUGAGGCAGCUGGAAUCUGAGGUGCGGGAGCUGAAGGACCUGUUGGACGAGAAAGACGAGAAGAUCGAUAUGUUGUCGAGGAUGCACGACCACCGCCAGCCCUCCGUCGGCUCAGCCGGGAGCCCGAGGGUAGUCGAGUUAAAAAAGGACCCUGGCUCCCCGCCCAAGGAGGAUACAUUCCGCGUCCAGGCUUCUCCGCUCCUGCUCGGCGUCGAGAAUUCGGACUCGUAUUUCAUGGGGCCUUCGAGCGGACGUUCCUUCAUCGAAUCGUUCAAGCGCAAAUUACAGGAAAAUGGAAAGCCGUGUUCCGAUUUCAACCCGGAGGCCUUCCUUCAUAUACAAGGGUGCUACCCUCUCGUUGCCCAGCCGCUCCCUCAAUUGACGAGGGUGCCGCCGCGCCUGUUCUCAGACAGAUGCGUAAACGUUUAUUUCCAGGAAUGGGCGCCGCUCUUUCCCGUCCUCCACAAGCCUACGUUCCUCCGCCUAUACGAGGAAUUCGUGUCCGAUUCCGAGAAGGUGAAGAAUAACCACAAGCUUGCCCAGCUCUACCUCGUCUUUAGCAUUGCCUCCCUCUCCAGCGACCUGCCGGAUACAGAGCAGAUCGCUGCCUGCGAGGCUCAGUGGCAAAUGGCGCUCGAAGCCGUCAUCAUGGACAACACCAUGCUCACACUGCAGUGCUUGGUCUUGGCACUUAUGUAUUGCACCAUCAGAGCCGACUAUAAGCGGUUGCAACACUACAAGGGCAUAGCUGUCGGAUUGUCUCACAAGCUAGGUCUACACCAGAGCCAGAAGCGGUUCUCUUUCGGCGCCCUCACCAUCGAGACGCGAAAGAAGGUUUUCUGGACGCUUUACACCCUCGACUGCUUCUCGGCCGCCAUCCUGGGUCUUCCCAAGUUGUUGAAGGAUGACGAUAUUCAUGCCGAGUAUCCGUCCGACACUGACGAUGAGUACGUCACGGAGAAGGGAUUCCAACCAACUCUGCCUGGCGAGUAUACCCGGCUGUCGAGCGCGCUGGCGCUAUUCAGAGUGUCCCGCAUCCUGGCCGAAGUCCUCGAGAAGAUUUAUCCAGCAGCCACAUCCUACGAGUUGACCCUUCAACAAAUCGCAGCGCUCGACGCCGAACUUACCGACUGGUACGAUAACUUGCCUACGCAUCUCAGGUUGAAUUUCGUCCAGGACAAGCCGUCGGCAGAUAUCACCGGGAGCAGGUCCCCGAUCCUGGCGCUGGCGUAUUACUAUAUCCGCGGACUCGUUCACCGUCCGGUCGUGGGCUCAAACCUAGGGGCCAAAGCCGCGCCGAGUCUCAUCGCGGUCGCGGAAUCUAGCAAACACAUCGUGCAGAUCAUCCAAUUACUAGAGGAGAGGGGCAUGUCAUUCUCGUUCUGCCUCAACAAGACCGACAUUCUCGUACUGUGCAGCACGAGCUUACUCUACCAGAGCCUGGAUUUGAAGCACGAGAGUAAGCUCGUGAAGGACAUAGAGCGACUCGUCAACGCCGUCUUUGACAUAUUGCUGAGGAUGAAGGCCCCCGGCGCUUACGAAUUGAAACGCGUCGCGUCGAUGCUUGUCGCCAUCGAUGCUCCGAGCCCAUCCCUAUCGACGCACGGCAGUCCGGAUGUGGCCAUGGGGGCUCCUCCAUCGAGGGCGUCGGCGCUAUUGAACUUGUCGAGAAAGAAAACGCCUUAUAGUUCCGGUCGGCUUGCGGGCGCGAGUAUGAGCGAGACGGACCUCUUAUCUCAGCAAGAGAAACUGCGCCGAAUGACCCUGCCUAACGCGCAGAUCGCCCGACCUGAGCUUCGCCACACGCCGUCGCGCUCAUCGCUCGACGUCGAUAGAGAGCAGGCAAUGCCGCGACGAGAUCAUCGGUUCUCGCUAUCUCAGAUACAGCAGACCAUGUUGCGUAUGUCGCCAACGCACAAGUCCAGGCAGAACCUCGAUUUCUUCUCUCUCAAUAAUGCCUCGACCCAGCCUCAGUCUUCGGCGUCGGCGCACGCUCGAAAUGGUUCGUCACAAGCCAUGACACGUGACCAGCCACAUCAGACGCGAUUAUAUCCCCCGAACCAGGCGGCGGCCAAGGGCGGCUCGGGCGGUGUCUCGGCAGCCGAGUGGGAGGCACUGCUGGGAUCGAUGGAUGGCGGGCAAAUCAAUGUGUACGACGCGAUAUACGGAGGGCCGGCGCUGUCGCUCACGGAGACGCCGACGAGCACGACUACCACGAUGGGCGAAUGGUCGCCGGAUUCGUGGGACCUGUCCGGAUUCAGCAUCGGCGAACUGACGACGACGAAUCCGGCGCCGCCGCAGAGCGUGCUUAGCAUCAGCGACGAGAGCCUCAGCUCCGGGGACGACCUCACGUCCAGCGACAUGUACCUCCGGAUGGGGAGCGAGGACUACCAGAGCGGGUUGAUGGCGCCGCCGCGAACGAGCCACGACGGCGGCCUGAUGCUGGAGGGCCUCGAGCUGAACCUGGGCAUCUGAAGCGGGGCGACGGGACGCGGCGGCCGCACGCGAAGGUGCCGAGCACGAAGCAUCUAGCAAUACGAUAUCAUGCACGGUCCA
Molecule: messenger RNA, 2897 nt
Organism: Durotheca rogersii
Lineage: Eukaryota; Fungi; Ascomycota; Sordariomycetes; Xylariales; Xylariaceae
Product: fungal-specific transcription factor domain-containing protein
Exons: 5
Coding region: 123-2816 (897 amino acids)
Biological process (GO): regulation of DNA-templated transcription; DNA-templated transcription
Molecular function (GO): zinc ion binding; DNA binding; DNA-binding transcription factor activity, RNA polymerase II-specific
Source: RefSeq, a predicted model, not a curated record